This is a messenger RNA of Strongylus vulgaris, 659 nucleotides long. The record is from the annotation of a GenBank genome assembly. NCBI's taxonomy places the organism in Eukaryota, Metazoa, Nematoda, Chromadorea, Rhabditida, Strongylidae.
AUGUUUAUUCGAUAUCUGCACUACUUUUUCGACGUUGAAGAACUUGCAUCCCAAGCAAACGUCGUUCAGCUUAUAAUGACUUUGAGAGUUAUCGGUCUUGCUUUCGAAGUCUCUGACUUUCGCUAUGCCAAAGCUCACCCAGAAUCGGUCACGAAGCCCAGAAGAUUUCUGGAAUCCGAGCCCAGUUUCUUGGAUGUUUUAAACUAUUUUUAUCACUUUGCUGGAUUAUUCACAGGCCCGUACUAUACUUAUCAAAUGUUGCUAGACUCACAAGACCCAGUCUUACUUACAAAAUGGUCACCUGUCCCGGAAAUUCGGGAAAGAGCAUUGCGCUUAUGUUGGAGUGGCCUGCGCUCCGAUGCUGUUUGGGAGAUGACUUUCCCCUACAGAUUAUUUUACGCUGCAGCAGUCUUUGUCGUAUUUCGUACUCGAGUUUAUAGCGCCUGGGCAGUAGCCGAAAGUAUGUGCGUUACCCUUGGGCUUGGAAUCUACCCCACCGAAUCAAAACCACGUACAGUGAUUGGACCCAUUGAUUUGGAAAAGUACAAAGAAUCGAAGGGCCGCUCAGAUAUUUGUUACAAUUCUGAAGCCAUCGUCAAUCUGGACAUACCUGAGGUAAGGCAGGAAUCGCUGUUUGUCUCUCCUUGUUUUCUCUGAAU